This is a messenger RNA of Theileria orientalis strain Shintoku, 948 nucleotides long. RefSeq lists its product as uncharacterized. Gene Ontology annotation, biological process: rRNA methylation. The transcript is spliced from 9 exons. Lineage: Eukaryota; Apicomplexa; Aconoidasida; Piroplasmida; Theileriidae. Gene Ontology annotation, molecular function: methyltransferase activity. The record is from RefSeq and is a predicted model, not a curated record. Bases 1 to 948 code for a protein of 315 amino acids.
AUGUAUUUAAACAAACCUUAUAAAUCCGAUGACAGUGAAUUUUUUACACAUACCCUCCACGAUACGGGAGACGGUUUCAACAAACAGAAUAAGGCUAAACAUGAAUCAAAACCGGUUAAAAGAAUCUUCAAAUAUGACGAGAAGCUGAUUAUCGAUAGAAGCAUCAGUAAAAACAUUAAAACGCGCUACAAAUUACAACAGUUCCCAAAAAAACAGGGAGUUACCAGAGACGGCUCGUACAAGUUCUGCUCCAACUUGAGGAUUUGUGGAGGCUCUAUUCGAGGGCGCAAAUUGUGCAUACCUCCGGUCUACGUUAGGCCCGUCAUGUCCAGAGUUAAGAUAAGUGUGUUCAACUUCUUAAGGAGCUUGAGUCUUUUUUCAAUCGACAAGACCACCAAUGUUAUUGAUUUGUACUGUGGCACUGGUUCUCUCGGAUUAGAAUCACUUUCUUAUGGUUCUCACAAAUGUACUUUUGUCGAUAUUUCACUCAAGUGUCUCAAAGCUGUUAACUUAAACACCAUCAAGUGUGGUUUUCAAGAUAAGUGUCGGAUAAUAAGAUCAGAUUCAAUUGAACUUAUAAACUCACCCUAUUUGUACAAUAUUAAUGAGAAAUUUGAUUUGAUGUUUGUUGCUCCUCCCUACGAGGAGGUAAUAUACUCGGACUUGUUGCAGUACAUAAGCGAAUGUAAAAUAUUGAACGAUAACGCAAUUGUGGUUGUUGAAUAUCCAAAGGAACUCUCGUUUCUACCUCACGUCAUAAACGAUAAGCUUUUUGGUGUCAAGAAUAAAAAAUACGGAAGGACUGUUAUUGCUAUGUACCUGUUCAACCCUUCUGAGAACCGCAGACACUUGGUUGAACGCGGCAGGAGGUCCUUCGUCCCCAGGACUGGCAGUUCUAAGAAACUGAGGACUGGCAGGAGCGUCAACGGCGAUGUUUUGGUAUACUAG